Molecule: messenger RNA, 3479 nt
Organism: Puntigrus tetrazona (Sumatra barb)
Lineage: Eukaryota; Metazoa; Chordata; Actinopteri; Cypriniformes; Cyprinidae
Gene: utp25
Product: UTP25 small subunit processor component
Exons: 13
Coding region: 70-2319 (749 amino acids)
Biological process (GO): maturation of SSU-rRNA from tricistronic rRNA transcript (SSU-rRNA, 5.8S rRNA, LSU-rRNA)
Cellular component (GO): small-subunit processome; nucleolus
Molecular function (GO): rRNA binding; U3 snoRNA binding
Source: RefSeq, a predicted model, not a curated record
GUGUGAUAGCGCUCUUAACUACCCGUGAGGAAAACGCGUCCGCGAGUUACACACGUGUAGCAUAGAAACAUGGGCAAAAGAAGGCGAGGAAACCAAGAGAUUGCAAGUUUAACUAAGAAACAGAAGAAACAUUUAAAAGAAUUUGGAGAACAACACCCUUUUCACGAUGACGUUGUUGGCAAACCGGAGAAGACUCAGAUUUUGCGUUUGCCUGACAGUCCACAACGCCCUGAACCUGACAGCGAGGAAGACCAUGAUGAAGAGCAGCAGUCUGCUUAUCAGAAACUGCUGUCCACCAUGAUCCAAGGUGCUGAUGACAACAGUGAAGAUGAAGAAAGUGAUGAUGAGGAUGACGGAGAGGAAAUUCAAGGAGAAAGUGAAGAGGAAGAAGACGACGAUGACGACGAGGAGGAAGGUGAUGUUGCCGAGGAUGAUUUAGAAGAAAAGGUGGGCGAAACGCCUUAUAAUUCGCAAAAUAAAGAGCAGCCUGAAAAGACAAAUGAAGAUAUAGAAGAAAACGAAGAGGGAGAGUUUACGGAUAAGAAGAAUGAAGCUGCGUUCUGUCUGGAGACCAACCUGCCUGUGGAAGGAGAGCAAAACAUGGGAGAGCAGGAGGAGGAAGACAUGUUUGUGAAGCACCAGGAGGCUGAACUCAGUGAAGAGGAAGUGGGACAAAUCUUACAAGGAUCAAAGAACAAGACUCUGAUUAAGUGGCCAAAGCUGGGCACUCUGCAGUGCACGCGUCCACUGGAACGUUUCCCAGCAUUGGGGCAGCUCUCUUCUGCCCCUCUUCCGACCUUUCACAAAACACUGGAGGCAAACUGGACCUUGUUAAACCAGCCCUUUGCACAUGGAGGUGCUGUGACAGAUGCCACUGACCUACAGAAGGAAUUGCUCGGGCUCAUGGGUACAUACAGGGAUGUGCAUUUUGCGAACAGCUCCCUCUUGAAGGAGGCCAAGGAAGCGCGGAGUGCGUACUGUCUCCAUGUGCUAAACCAUGUGUUAAAGGCAAACACUCGCGUUAUUGGAAAUAAUGCCAAGAUGAAGGAAACUAAAGAUAUAAACGAGGAGUUUCGGGAUCAGGGCAUUACUAGACCAAAGGUUUUGAUUCUGGUGCCUUUCAGAGACGGAGCGCUGCAAGUGGUCCAGACCUUCAUAACACUUUUAGAGCCUAAAGGGAAAAUAAUGGACGUCAGUAACAAGAAGAAGUUUAAGGACGAGUAUGGAGAUGGGUCGGGAGAAAGACCGCCUAAACUUCACAGACCUGAUGACUACCAUGCUGUCUUUUCUGGGAAUGUAGAUGACCAUUUCAGAAUAGGUGUAUCUAUCAUGAAACGCAGUAUGCGUCUCUAUUCUCCUUUUUACUCUUCUGACAUCAUCAUUGCGUCUCCGCUGGGACUGCGCACGGUUCUGGGUGCCGACGGGGAAAAAAAAAGAGACUUUGACUUCUUGUCUUCCAUCGAACUUCUGGUUGUGGACCAGGCGGAUGUGUUCCUCAUGCAGAACUGGGAACACUUGCUGCAUGUGUUGAAGCAUUUGAAUUUGCAGCCGCUGGAUUCUCAUGGUGUAAAUUUCUCCCGAGUGCGCAUGUGGAACCUGAACAACUGGGCAGCGCAUUAUAGACAGACGCUGGUGUUCAGUGCCAUACAAGAGCCUCAGAUCACCAACAUCCUUACCAAGCACUGCCACAACUACAGGGGCCAAGUGUGCAGUAAAGUCAUUCCAAAGGUGGGCUCAAUCUGUCAGGUGCUCGUUCAGGUGCCGCAUGUAUUCCAGAUGUUCCAGUCUGACAGCUUUAUGGACCAGGAUGCCAGGUUCCAGUUCUUUGUGGACAAGAUCCUGCCCCAGUACAGAGACUCUAUCAUGUCCCACACUUUCAUUUAUGUGCCAUCGUAUUUUGACUUUGUUCGUCUGCGAAACUACCUGAAGAAGGAAGAUAUCAGUUUUGCUAGUGUGAGCGAGUACUCUCUGAGAUCGGAGGUGUCCCGAGCUCGACAUUUCUUCCAGAAAGGAGAAAAACAGUUUAUGCUAUUCUCUGAGAGAUUCCAUUUCUACAAGAGAUACACAAUCAAGGGGAUCCAUAACCUGAUAUUCUACGGGUUGCCCACAUACUCUCACUUCUACAGUGAAGUGUGUAACAUGCUUCAGGCCGGCGUCAGAGAGGAUGGUGGUUCUGUCAGCUUCACCUGCACGGCCCUGUACUCCCGAUAUGACAUGCACCGCCUGGCUGCCAUCACCGGGGCUGAGCGGGCCGCUCAGAUGCUGCAGUCCAAAAAAACAGUGCACCUUUUCAUCACAGGGGAGGAGAAAAACACAUGAACGGGUACUACAUUUUCAACCUGUCACACAAAGUAUUUUCCUUCAAUUAAAAUCCAGUCAUUUGCUUGAAUGUGAUCUUGUUCUAAUGUCCUUUUGUUUUCUUUUUUAAAUAUAAAGUCUUCUUUUACUGUAGUCACAGCCCAGAUCUUUUCCAGUGUGUGUUUUUUUUCUACUUUUAAAAGGGUCCAACAAUAAGAGAAAUUCUGACCAGGUGAAAUGUCACCUGUCCUGUCAGAAAAGUCUUAUAUUGUCACUGUGGCUUACAUUGAUCAUGCACGUGUAAACCUUUAGGUAAUUAAAUCUUGCAAAUUGCAUUGAACGGCUAAAUCUAAUAUGCACUCUUCAAGAGAUCUUAGGAUUAAAUCCUCCUUUAAUGUCGAGGCUAAAUUAUGGGAAAAGUCAUCAUUAAAACGAUUAAAACCGUUAUAUACCAAAUAUCAGAAAAAUAUGCACGGAGUUGCAGUUAAGCUCAUUUCGAAAGUGAAUAAGAUGAAUUUGAUUUUAGUAAUUUCAUAAUCCCUGCUUUUUAUUGUGGCUUGUUAAAUGACACGAGCAAGAGUUCACCUCUAAUGAUCAUCCUGGAAACGACUGUAAUUCAUCUAAUUACCUCCCAAUGUGACGGAUCUGUAUGAAUUGGAACAUUUGACAUUUUGGUUUUUAAGUCACAUUAUUUCUCAGACUCCCCAGUGAUCAGAUGCGCUCUUGUAUUUUUCUUUUUUUUUUUGCACUGUUUUUCUGUCAGUUGGAAAAUGGAGCAGCUGUUUCACACACACACACACACACUCUCUCUCUCUAUUUCACAGAUGUGCGCCCUCUGUCUCUGUAGCUGGCACACAUGUACACUCACAUGUAAUAAAUAAUGAAAGAAAUGAGUGUCAGUUGUUUGGUUAGGGCCAGCAUCUGACUAUAUCAAACAAAACCAUUGAUCCAUCCAACAAAUCUCCUCCCAGUUUUUCCCCUGAACACACAAUCCUGCUGUGCUGCCUUUUGAUUUUUUUUUUUUUUUUUUUUCUCCCAAAACCCUGCUGACCUCUGAACACUCAUACAUUGAUGCUGCAAAACAUUUUUUCUGCUGAGCUUGCAUAUCAGUAUCUGUAUCGUUAUAGUGCUCCAAAUCUAAGGAAUUUUAUCUAAAAUAAACUCUCAUAUGUAUUGUUGGA